UGCCCCACUCCAGCAGCCCCUGCCUGCCCUUACUGCCCCUCCAGCCCUAAAAUGCAGCAGGCUGAGAGCAGCACUCGUCCCUUCAAGCAGAGGAAGAGCCUCGCCACCAGGAUGCACGAGGUGACGGAGAUCCGCAUCAAGUACCCCAACAAGAUCCCGGUGGUGGUGGAGCGCUACCAGAAGGAGAAGAACCUGCCCCCCUUGAGCAGGACCAAGUUUCUGGUGUCCCAGGACCUGCCCCUGGCCCAGUUCGCUGUCACCCUGCGGACGCGUCUCUGCCUGGCCUCCUCGCAGACCCUCUACCUGCUGGUGAACAACAGGGGGCUGCCCAACAUGACCGUCACGAUGCAGGAGCUGUAUCGCGACAACAAGGACGAGGACGGCUUCCUCUACCUCACCUACGCCUCCCAGGAGAUGUUCGGGGGGCUCCUUCCCCGGCAGACCCCGUCCAGCCCCGACCUCGCCUUCUCCCUGGCCGUGGUUUGAUGGCCGUGGCUCUGUCCCGGUCCCAACCCCGUUGCCGGCUGCUCCUUAAUCCUUGGGAUUUAGGCCCGAAUCGCUCCCCUGGCGCAGCAGGGGCUGGUGCUGGCUCGCUCGGGGCCACGCGGAGGUUGUUUUUUUCCGGGGGUUUUGUGCAAGGCUUUGCAGCCCAAGAGCAGGCCGGCUGCGUGGAAACCUUGGGCUUCUCUAAGCCACUUUGCUCUCCUAAUAGGAUCGGGGCUGAGGAGUUUGAUGGGUUGAGGAGGUUUUGUGCUAAGCUGCUGCUGGAAUAAAGAGAAUAGGAGCGGGCCGGUUCCCCUGGUCAUCAA
Molecule: messenger RNA, 809 nt
Organism: Cygnus olor (mute swan)
Lineage: Eukaryota; Metazoa; Chordata; Aves; Anseriformes; Anatidae
Product: microtubule-associated proteins 1A/1B light chain 3C-like
Exons: 4
Coding region: 52-486 (144 amino acids)
Biological process (GO): autophagy of mitochondrion; cellular response to nitrogen starvation; macroautophagy
Cellular component (GO): cytosol; autophagosome membrane; autophagosome
Molecular function (GO): ubiquitin protein ligase binding
Source: RefSeq, a predicted model, not a curated record